AUGAAAAAGUUUAAUAACCGAGACUAUGAUAUGAAGAAUCUUUGCAAACGAAUUGCUUGGAAUCUUGAAAAUUUAUAUAAUAUCCUUCCUUACAGAGACUCUAAGGUUCGGUGUUCAUAUUUUAAUCAUUGGAUAUAUAAUGAAAUAAGGAAACUGUUGGUUACUGAAUAUAAUUUUAAAAAAGAUGAGAGUGCUGUUUUUAAGUUACUCGAUUUAGGAUCUGAUAUGAAUCGAAAUUUACGAAUAAAUAGUAAAAUUGUUUCCGAUUAUGAUAAAUGCAAUCUUUAUAGCAAAUAUAUUAAGUAUAUUCUUAAAAUAUAUGAUACUCAUAAAUACGACUGUUGUGAUUCUGAUUGGCCGUAUGAUAGUGAUUGUCCUAAAUAUUUUAAGUGCCAUGGAUAUUACAAUCCGGAGAGUCUCUUAUCAUUAUUGAGAUGUAAUGAUACUUCAUUAGGUGCACAUGUGCUAGAAAGGGUACCCGAAGAACCAAAAUUUCGAGAGGAAAGUCGUGAGAGAUUUAGACCACAAAUUGAGAAUCGAAGUGGCUCUUUUCCAGACAUAGAAGUUCGUGAAAUAAAGGAAAAUGGAUUUCAAAAUCCUGUUGUACCUGAAAUAAUGCGAGUAAAGGGUCCACAAUUUCCCACAGAAGCAGCUCUCCGGAGACGCCUAGAUACUUCUCGUUCUGAAGUAGAUGGUUCAGAAGGUAACUUAGGUAGUAGGAAUCGCAGAUUAAUGCAAACUACUAGAGCGCCAAGUCAAGAAUAUUUGGGGGAAGGCAUUAGAAAAGAAGUUGAUUAUAAACCAGCAGUAACUGAGAUUACUCACGUUCAGUACACGGAAAAAGAAGAUGAAAAAGUAACCAGCGAAGGAGGGAUCUCUUACCAAUUAACUUCUGGCCCAUAUAAAACGGAAGAUAGAGGUACCUUUUCAGCAUACAAUGGUGAAAGUGAAAUUUACACUAGUGGAGGUGGAAGUUACACUGAGAUGUCCGAAUAUGGAGGAGAUGAGCACACAACUUCAGGAGGGUUUAGUUCUCAUUUCUCUAAUAUUCUCGAAUCAUUAAAAAACAAUGUUUACACUGUUUCCAUUGGCUCUGUAGCAUCUGCGGGAUUCUUGUAUUUUUUUUAUAAUUAUUUUAAGGUAAUUACAAAAUAUCUUUUACAAUAUAAAAAAUUUACCUUCAGAAAAUAUUUACUAUUAUAA
Plasmodium vivax (malaria parasite P. vivax) is the source of this 1203-nucleotide messenger RNA. Its product is annotated as variable surface protein Vir24-related. The coding region runs from base 1 to 1203 and encodes 400 amino acids. The record is from RefSeq and is a predicted model, not a curated record. The transcript has 3 exons. NCBI's taxonomy places the organism in Eukaryota, Apicomplexa, Aconoidasida, Haemosporida, Plasmodiidae.